AUGAAGCCAGCAAAACCCUUUUCUACUACAAUGGACGAGCAAACGUUCGUCCCGGGGACUAUGAGAGCCCUAUAUCACCGACCGGCUUCUACUGCCAUCACCGAUCAGACGGCUUUGGAUGCGCCCAGGGUGGAUUCGGGGAUGAUCUUCGACACGGACUUCCCGGUGCCAAAGCCAGCGGCAAAUCAGUACCUCAUUAAGGUUCAAACAGCGGCUUUCUCCCAUGACGGACUAAGGCUCGCUCGAACCCUCCAUCCGUCAAAAUCAAUCCCUCAGAUUCCCCUACACAACUACUGCGGCAUAGUCAUUAGUACUCCCACCAAGGACCACAAUAAACCAGAUGGCCCAAAGUUCAAGGUCGCCGACACCGUCUUUGGGCUCAUUAGCAACACCCGCGACGGCGCCGCUGCGGACUAUACACUCGCAACCGAAGAUGAGAUCGCGUUGAAGCCGAAGAAUAUCAGCGCCGCCGAGGCAUCUACCAUCCCUGGACCUGCUCUCACAGCAUGGCAGGCUUUGUUCACAUACGGGGGCCUCGACAACGGCGAUGCACAUCGUGAGCUGCGCAUUCUGGUGACCAAUGCCCGUGAGAACGAGGUCGCUGCCCAGGCGCUUCAACUGCUCCGAGCUCGAUCCCUCUUUCCACACUACCGGCCAUGGAUCUGCGCCACCUGCUCAUGCCCGGAGCACGACGGCUUCCUACGCGACCAAGUCCAGGUGGACGAGGUCAUCGACGCCGCGCUCCCCUUACCGCAAGACUUCGACCUCGCCAAGAUCUUCCGCAAGAACAAAUGGGAUCCAGUCGACAUCAUCCUCGACUGCGCCGGAGAACAGAUGUUCAAUCUCGCCCACUCAUCCGACGUCGUCAAAAACAAUGGCAUCGUCCUGACCGCCGUAGACGAUACAGCCGUUCAGCCCAAGACCGCCGAUAGAGAAGCCCAGACCCAGAAACAAGGUCUGUUCAGUCGAUUCGUCGCCUUGAACCCGGAUGGCAAAGCACUAGCCCGCAUUGCGGAACUAGUCGAAGAGGGUUCCAUCCGAGGUCGGGUUCAGAGUAUCGUAGAUCUGGCCCAUGGAGUGGAUGUCCUAGCGUCUGAGGCAGCUGGUGCUGGUGGAGGUAGGAGAGGAGGCAUGAUGGUCUUCCGGGUGAACAUUUGA
Messenger RNA from Aspergillus bombycis, 1158 nucleotides. RefSeq names its product NADP-dependent oxidoreductase. The record is from RefSeq and is a predicted model, not a curated record. The transcript has a single exon. The coding region runs from base 1 to 1158 and encodes 385 amino acids. Gene Ontology annotation, molecular function: oxidoreductase activity. Lineage: Eukaryota; Fungi; Ascomycota; Eurotiomycetes; Eurotiales; Aspergillaceae.